Messenger RNA from Dibothriocephalus latus, 330 nucleotides. The record is from the annotation of a GenBank genome assembly. Lineage: Eukaryota; Metazoa; Platyhelminthes; Cestoda; Diphyllobothriidea; Diphyllobothriidae.
AUGAUCUGUCGCACCCUCUUUGAGUACUUUUUCCCCGUUCUCUUUACUGUAUUCUACUAUGGCUGUUGUUCGGAGCUGGCUGCAACGUCGGACCCCUAUGUUUGCAUUACACCUUCGAUGUCUGUUACUAGUUUCCAACUCCUAACCUUUAUGUGUAUGCUUGAUUUCAGUAAACAAAUCUCCAACGACGAUUUGGCAGUCCUUGACGACUUUUACAACUGGGGCAAGGACCUCCCCUCUGCCAAACUGGAUCUCAUCGGUAAAUCCCUUUUGCGUAUAAUUCAUACAAUGUGCAUGGUCAUUUCCCUCUUGAUCGUCGCUGAUCUUUGA